AUGGCUAACACUACCGUCCGUGGUGCUCUUGCCAUCCACGGCCAAAAUCCGCAGUAUUUGGUCGAAACCGUGAUCCGGAACCGUAUCUACGAGUCCCAAUUCUGGAAGGAGCACUGCUUUGCUUUGACUGCUGAGACGCUCAUCGACAAGGCCAUCGAGGUCCGCUACAUCGGCGGUGUAUACGGAAACCAACGGCCGACGGAGUUCAUCUGCUUGCUCCUCAAACUGCUGCAAAUCCAGCCGGAGAAGGAGAUUCUAAUAGAGUACCUGCAAGCCGACGAGUUCAAAUAUCUACGGGCGCUAGCCGCGCUAUAUAUACGAAUGACCUUCAGCCCGGUGGACGUCUACGAGCUUCUGGAACCCCUACUAAAAGAUUAUCGAAAACUACGAUUACGAGAUAUGUCUGGAUACCAGCUCACAUUCAUAGACGAAUUCGUCGAUCAACUACUCUCCGAAGAACGCGUCUGCGACAUCAUCCUCCCGCGAAUACAAAAGCGUCAAAUACUGGAGGAGAACGGGGAGAUUGGUCCGCGAAAGAGCAGACUGCUGGAUGCUAUGGAGGGCAGGGAGGAAGAGGCGCGGAGCGACCGGACGAGCCGCUCGCGCUCGCGAAGCGGGACUCCAGCCAGUCGACCACGCAGUCGUGCUGGCAGCGCUAUGAGCGUGGACAGCGGCGCGAGGCGCUCACCUUCUCCCUCUGGCUCUGGCUACAAAUCACGUACGCCGUCGAGGUCACCGUCACCCGCUGGCUCACGCUACGUCUCGCGGAGUCCCUCUCGGUCAAAAUCGCCAGCCGAAUGA
Messenger RNA from Peniophora sp. CBMAI 1063, 801 nucleotides. The record is from the annotation of a GenBank genome assembly. NCBI's taxonomy places the organism in Eukaryota, Fungi, Basidiomycota, Agaricomycetes, Russulales, Peniophoraceae.